Symbiodinium necroappetens is the source of this 933-nucleotide messenger RNA. The record is from the annotation of a GenBank genome assembly. Lineage: Eukaryota; Dinophyceae; Suessiales; Symbiodiniaceae.
GUGCGGGCCGCUUGCCCGGCAGAGCCCUUGGUGGAGCAGAUCGAAAAAAGGAAUCGCUUGCGUCUUCUUCUGCCCUGGCUGGAAGCCCGCGUCGCUGAGGGCAACCAGGAUCCACACUUGCACAACGCUAUGGCAAAGAUCCUCAUCGACACCAACAGGGACCCCGAGAACUUCUUGAAGACAAACGCUUUCUACGAUUCCAAAAUCGUGGGCAAGUACUGCGAGGACCGCGACCCCCACUUGGCUUACACCGCUUACAAGCGGGCCUGGGGCUCCUGCGACGAGCAACUCGUCGACGUCACGAACCGCAACGGCCUCUUCCGUCUGCAAGCAAGGUAUCUUGUGGAGCGACAGAGCCCUGAUCUUUGGGGCUUGGUGCUGAACCCAGAGAACCAGUACCGGCGCAACGUCAUCGACCAAGUCGUUAGCACAGCACUGCCGGAGUCGACCAAUGCGGACGAGGUGUCUGCCACGGUGAAGGCCUUCAUCAGUGCCGACCUGCCGAACGAGCUCAUUGAGCUGCUGGAGAAGAUUGUGCUCCACAACUCUGACUUCAGCAAGAACCGAAACCUCCAGAACCUGCUCGUGCUUACAGCCAUCAAAGCUGACAAGGACCGCGUCAUGGACUACAUCAACCGCCUGGACAACUACGACGGCCCCGAGAUAGCAAAGAUUGCCCUCGGCGAUCCUUAUGGCCUGUACGAGGAGGCUUUCAUCAUCUACAAGAAGUGCGGCCAGAAUGCUGAAGCAAUGGAUGUGCUCCUGGAGAACAUCAGCUCGCUGGAGCGGGCACAGGAGUUUGCAGCACGCAUCAACGACAAGACGGUGUGGUACAAGCUCGGCAAGGCCCAGCUGGAGAACGGCAGCGUGCCCGAGGCAGUGGAUUCUUACCUAAAGGCUGAGGAUGCCACGGACUACUUGGAGGUGAUCCAG